Colletotrichum lupini is the source of this 540-nucleotide messenger RNA. RefSeq names its product zinc finger protein. The transcript has 4 exons. The record is from RefSeq and is a predicted model, not a curated record. NCBI's taxonomy places the organism in Eukaryota, Fungi, Ascomycota, Sordariomycetes, Glomerellales, Glomerellaceae. Bases 1 to 540 code for a protein of 179 amino acids. Gene Ontology annotation, molecular function: nucleic acid binding; zinc ion binding.
AUGGGUUCGGUGAAGCAACUUUUCUGCGGCUCACCACCAGAAUUCUGCCCCGCCAUCGCCAUCUCGAGUCUCAAUUUUGGGAUUCUGCCACCCUCUCCAAUCGAUUCCCGACGCAACUGCGACACCUUACGGACCAUAAGCGCUUUCUCUCGUCGUACUCGGCGAACCAGAAAAAUGGGCGUCACCAACAAGAAAACUUUGACCAAGACACGAAGGAAGACAAGGGAUGUCGACCAGAUCAAGGCCGAUCUGCGCUCGCCGCGCCAUCUCCAACGUUUCACGGGAUUAAAAGCAAAGGAGGAUCUUCCAGGACUGGGUCAGCAUUAUUGCAUCGAAUGCGCCAAGUGGUUCGAGACCGAAGUCAGCCUCGUAGGCCACCGCAAGGGAAAGCCUCACAAGCGCAGGGUCAAGCAGUUGAAAGAGGAACCGUAUACCCAGAAAGAGGCAGAGGCCGUCGUCGGCAUUCGAACAGACGACAAAGGUCCCAACAAGGGAGGACCUGAGAAGGCCCUCGACCAGGAGAUCGAGAUGGAGACCUGA